CGCGGAGCGACUCCUUGCUCGCGCCCUCGGCGCUUCUCGCUCCCCUGCGCCCCGCCGGGGGCACCGGCCGGCGCCCUCGCUGCGUGGCUGCGGGCUCCGGCCUGGCCGUGGGAUGUUAGCGGUGGGGGCCAUGGAGGGCACCCGGCAGAGCGCGUUCCUGCUCAGCAGCCCGCCCCUGGCCGCCCUGCACAGCAUGGCCGAAAUGAAGACCCCACUGUACCCUGCCGCGUACCCCCCGCUGCCUGCCGGCCCCCCUUCCUCCUCGUCCUCCUCGUCCUCAUCAUCGUCGCCCUCCCCGCCUUUGGGCGCCCACAACCCAGGCAGCCUGAAGCCCCCGGCCGCGGGGGGGCUCUCAUCCCUGGGCAGCCCCCCGCAGCAGCUUUCGGCCGCCACCCCGCACGGUAUCAACGACAUCCUGAGCCGGCCCUCCAUGCCCGUGGCCUCAGGGGCCGCCCUGCCCUCCGCCUCGCCCUCCGGUUCCUCCUCCUCCUCUUCCUCGUCCACCUCCGCUUCCUCGGCUUCGGCUGCUGCCGCCGCCGCCGCGGCUGCCGCUGCCGCCGCCUCCUCCCCCGCGGGGCUGCUGGCCGGCCUGCCCCGCUUCAGCAGCCUGAGCCCUCCGCCGCCGCCGCCCGGGCUCUACUUCAGCCCCAGCGCCGCUGCCGUGGCCGCCGUGGGUCGGUACCCCAAGCCGCUAGCCGAGCUGCCCGGCCGGACGCCCAUCUUCUGGCCAGGAGUGAUGCAGAGCCCGCCCUGGAGGGACGCGCGCCUGGCCUGCACCCCUCAUCAAGGAUCCAUUUUGUUGGACAAAGACGGGAAGAGGAAACACACGAGACCCACUUUCUCAGGCCAGCAGAUCUUCGCCCUGGAGAAGACUUUCGAACAAACGAAAUACCUGGCGGGGCCCGAGAGGGCUCGCUUGGCCUAUUCGUUGGGGAUGACGGAGAGUCAGGUCAAGGUCUGGUUCCAGAACCGCCGGACCAAGUGGAGGAAGAAGCACGCGGCCGAGAUGGCCACCGCCAAGAAGAAGCAGGACUCGGAGACCGAGCGGCUCAAGGGGGCCUCGGAGAACGAGGAGGAGGACGACGACUACAACAAGCCCCUGGACCCCAACUCGGACGACGAGAAGAUCACGCAGCUGCUGAAGAAGCACAAGUCGGGCGGCGGCGGCGGCGGGCUCCUGCUGCACGCGGCCGAGAGCGAGGGCGCGGCCUGAGCGCCACCGCCGCGACAGCGAGGGCACCGAGGCCGCGGCGCCCCUCGCCGGGCCCGCCCGCCCGGGCGCGGCUGUUUUCUGAGAUGUACAUAUCUAUUUUUUUAACCUAGAAGCGGACGGGUCGGGGGUGGGAGAGACUCGGGGGUGGACAAGACGGCAGGAAGGACCACGAAAUGCACCGCGUCCAUCACGGGGCUGACACUCGCCGCUGACCUCCCUCCCCGCCCGCCGGGUCCCCAGGCCCGUCGCCCGGCCCCACCUCCGCCCCCUGGCCGGGCGGGCGGGGCGCGGGGAGAUGUUCGCGAAGGGUCGAUGCCCACCGCGCAGGAGACCUCGGAGCCCCGUGGGCGGGCGCCCGCCGCGGAUGGGAAGAGGGACGGUCCCCCCCACAAACUGCUGUGCCGACUAAAGUAACCUGUUGAAGGCUCUUUGUAAAUAAAUCGUGAGUCACACUGACUAGAAGUUACUUUAUUGUGAAUAUUUAAAAUGUAAAAUGUUUUUUGGAUUUGGUAUAAAAAGAUGGACCUCCUUCUUCCUUCUACCCUUCCCCUUUUAAGAGCUAUUCAAACCACACGUUCUCUUCCUUUUUUGAACUUAAUUUGAGACGCUUAGAAAAGAAUCUUCUCGAUCUCCUCUCCUCUCGCUCCCCUCCCCUGGUCGGAUUUGUUCGAUCUCUCUUUUCCCUUCGUCCCUUCUUGCUGUUCCCCUGGCCACCCGCUGGCCCCGCGCCCGGCUCCCGCCUCCAGGACUUGAAGUAGAAGACAGGGGAACCAGGGAAGGCCUCAGACCUGCCUCUCGGUUCUUCUCGGAAAUUGCACAGUCGUUUGUUGCUAUUUAUUAGUGAUUUGAAGAAAGUAUUGGGGAGGGAGGGGCUACAAUAGCUUGUAUUUAAUUUAACUCCUUUCUGAUAAAAAUUCGUGUUAAGGUAGAUGGUGGGAAUUGUUACAACUUCUCUGGGUCAGAAACAAAAAUCCAUUUAGUUGCUGUAAUUGAAUUUGAAGUGUUUUGUAUCAUAAGAAUACUAUAGACUAUGUAAAUUGUUUUCUUUUUUAAGCUAAUAACGGUGAUAUAUUAGCAUCUUUAACCUUUAUUAAUUUAUAUAAGGAAUUCGGUUUGUAAAGAGAAGAAAACCCCCUUUGCAAGACCAGUUAAAUGUAAUGCACUUUCUGUUUCAAAGGAUAAAUCAAAUUAAAAAACAGUUUGAAGAUG
Molecule: messenger RNA, 2422 nt
Organism: Equus caballus (horse)
Lineage: Eukaryota; Metazoa; Chordata; Mammalia; Perissodactyla; Equidae
Gene: NKX6-1
Product: NK6 homeobox 1
Biological process (GO): cell differentiation; regulation of transcription by RNA polymerase II
Cellular component (GO): nucleus
Molecular function (GO): RNA polymerase II cis-regulatory region sequence-specific DNA binding; DNA-binding transcription factor activity, RNA polymerase II-specific
Source: RefSeq, a predicted model, not a curated record